AUGUCUCGAACCAUUGGUUUUCUUGCGGCCGCCGGUCUCUUGCGUACCGCCGCCGCCGGUCUUUACGCAGGAUUGAGCACCGCGAACCACACUUGCACACUCGCCGAGCCCGUUUUGUCCUGCUCUUGCGGUGCGAGCCCCGACAAAGUCGACACCUGCUGCGUCGAGACCUACGGUGGCCUAGUGCUUGCGACCCAAUUCUGGAACACCCACACUGGCCUCGAGUCCGAAGGCCAGAAGUUGCCCCAAGAUUCGUGGGGCAUCCACGGCUUGUGGCCCGAUUUCUGCAACGGCUCUUACACCCAAUAUUGCGAUCUCAGCCGCCAGUAUGACCCGAUCCCCUCCCCCAACACCACGACCGGGAAGCCGGACGGUACUCCGGUCCCGGCGUGGACCGGCUCGUCUUUCGACGCCUUCGUCAAGCCAUUUGAGAGGUUCGACUUGUUGGAAUACAUGAACAAGUUCUGGAUCGCUCAGUACACCCCCAACUGGGUCCUCUGGGCCCAUGAGUUCUCCAAGCACGCCACAUGCUUCAGCACCUUCGAUGUCGAGUGCUACGGACCCAAGUACCAGGAGCACGAGGAAAUCGUCGACUUCCUCGAGACCACUGUUCACUACUACAAGGAGACCCCGACCUGGAAGUGGCUCGCCGAUAAGGCCAUCACGCCUUCCAAUGCGACCGCCUAUUCCCUCGCCGACUUCCAGACGGCCCUCAAGGAGGGCCAUGGAGCGGUCCCGUACAUCGGCUGCUCCGGCCCCCGCUACAACGCCACCGAAGCCGGUAAAGGCUCCCUCGACAACGGGUACACCCAGCUCAGCGAGGCCUGGUACUACUUCCACGUCUACGGCAAGCCCCAGCGUGGCGACAGCGUCCCCGUCGCCGCCGAUAUCAAUGGUGGCCGCGUGUCGAACUGCGCAACGACGGAGGGUGCUGUCUGGUAUUACGAGCGCGCCGAGGGAUCGGUGCAGUAG
Messenger RNA from Colletotrichum higginsianum IMI 349063, 972 nucleotides. RefSeq names its product Ribonuclease T2 family protein. The record is from RefSeq and is a predicted model, not a curated record. The transcript has 4 exons. Gene Ontology annotation, biological process: RNA catabolic process. NCBI's taxonomy places the organism in Eukaryota, Fungi, Ascomycota, Sordariomycetes, Glomerellales, Glomerellaceae. The coding region runs from base 1 to 972 and encodes 323 amino acids. Gene Ontology annotation, cellular component: extracellular region. Gene Ontology annotation, molecular function: ribonuclease T2 activity; RNA binding.